This is a messenger RNA of Funneliformis geosporum, 318 nucleotides long. The record is from the annotation of a GenBank genome assembly. Lineage: Eukaryota; Fungi; Glomeromycota; Glomeromycetes; Glomerales; Glomeraceae.
AUGGCCAAGAAGGAAGCAGCUAAAAGCUCUGGAGGUAAAAACAAAAAAAAGAAAUGGUCUAAAGGAAAAGUCAAGGACAAAGCAAAUAAUGCUGUAAUUCUUGAUAAAGCAACAUAUGAUAAAUUAUUCAAAGAAGUUCCAACUUAUAAAUUGAUUACUCCUUCUGUAUUGGUUGAUCGACUUCGUGUUAAUGGUUCUUUAGCCAGAGUUGCUAUACGUGAAUUAGAAGAAAAAGGUCUAAUUCGCAAAAUAUCCACUCACGGUUCACAACUCAUUUACACUCGUGCUACAGCUGCUAUUGAUAAGCCUGAGGCAUAA